Gongylonema pulchrum is the source of this 333-nucleotide messenger RNA. The record is from the annotation of a GenBank genome assembly. Lineage: Eukaryota; Metazoa; Nematoda; Chromadorea; Rhabditida; Gongylonematidae.
AUGACUCACUUCUACGUCAACAUAUCUCGUGAUCAGGAUCGGCGAGGGCUUCGCAUGACCCCGCCCGGUCUCUUGCUGUACCUCGCCGCUACUAUCACCGAUACCGGGAUUUUUAGAACGAUUGUGCAAGCAGUCUCGGUAUUCUUGACAUAUCCCGCAAUCAUGGAUUCUAAGAAUUUAAACGAUGACCAUCGAAAAUUUGGGAAUCAUUUGCUGAGCUUGGGACGAUUUUGUGUUUUUAGUGCUAUUAGCUAUUGCUGCACAAUCGAAGGUAAGGCGCAAGGGCACUGUGCUGUGCGUGUGCUUGUACGUGGAGCCUUCCAUCGUCUUUAA